Mycena citricolor is the source of this 267-nucleotide messenger RNA. Lineage: Eukaryota; Fungi; Basidiomycota; Agaricomycetes; Agaricales; Mycenaceae. The record is from the annotation of a GenBank genome assembly.
CCGGCAACCCGAACGUCCGAACGCGUCAAUUGGACGUGACCUCCGGCCCGGCGGCGAUCAAAGCCGUUGUCGAUGAAGCGGCGGGGUUCUGGGGCCGGCUAGAUGUCGUAGUGAACAACGCCGGGGCCGGGCUGCCCGGACUGCUUGAAGAGGGAGGCACAGAGGUCCUCCGCAGACAGUUCGAGAUCAACCUGUUCGGCCCGUUCGACGUGCUCGUCGCUUGUCUGCCUCACCUGCGGAAACGGAAAUCGGGCACGGUGGUGAUCG